Molecule: messenger RNA, 819 nt
Organism: Vicia villosa (hairy vetch)
Lineage: Eukaryota; Viridiplantae; Streptophyta; Magnoliopsida; Fabales; Fabaceae
Exons: 3
Coding region: 149-559 (136 amino acids)
Cellular component (GO): nucleolus
Source: RefSeq, a predicted model, not a curated record
CUGUAACAAAAUUGUAUCGGGGGUGUAAGUAGCAUAAAAGCAUCAUUGAUACAUCCUCGUCGUCAUCUUAAUCAAAGCUUUGCAAAGAAUUUGAAUAGAAGAAUGAAGUUGUGAAGAUCGUGAGAUUACCGCUUCCGUGUUUCAAGAGAUGUCGGCGUACGAGAAUGUUGUUGGUGGUAAAUUGAAGCUGAAGGGAAAAGCAUUGGAUGUUGCUGGUAGAAUCAAAAAGAAGAAAAAGAAGAGUAAAAGAAAUCAACAACAGUUUUUGCAACCAACUGAUGAUGAAGUUUCAGCAGGUGGAAGUACAGAGCAAGCUAAAGAUCCUAAUGACCAAGAAGUAAAUGAGGGGGGUGAACUGAACGGUGAAGAGAAGCCUGCUCAUUAUGAUGAUCAUCUUACGCCAGCAGAGAGGCGGUACAUAGAACAGAGAGAGCAGCUUGAUGUUCAUAGAUUGGCCAAGAUUUCUAACAAAUCUCACCGCGAUAGGAUUCAAGAUUUCAAUCAAUACCUCGCAAACAUGAGCGAGCACUAUGAUAUUCCUAAAGUUGGUCCUGGAUGAUUCGCGGAGUUGUUCCAAUAUGAAGAAGGAAAAUCCCUGACAUUUGUAUUAGUAUGUUUAAUAUUGACACUAUCUGCUUGCAUAAUAGUUUUUUUCACUACAUAUCUAUAUUUUGUUUUGGACUAAGAUAUACUUAUGAUAGAAUUUGUGCAAGUAUGAAGAAGUGAUGUUUUUUAUUGAUAGAGAAGUGAUGUUACUAUUGCCUUCAAUGAAAUUUCUUAAAUUUAUAAAUGUACUGUGAAAGGAAAAUGCUUAUAUUA